UUUCUCCACUUCCCCCAUCGUCUCAUAUCUAAAGAACAGAGUUACAGAAGCAAGAAAAAAACCAACCACAUCCAUUCAUCCUCAGAACCAUGGCCACGAUUUUCUCUCCUUCAGCCAUCUUCUCUUCUUCCUCUGCAACUCCCCCAAAAUUUACCCUAAACUUACCUCCAUCCAAACCCCAACUCACAUUUCAAGCCCAAACGACGACCACCACCACCACCAAAUCCUCCUCACCUGUCGUAACUGUCACCGCGGCCGCGGCUGCUGCUGCCGUGAUUCUUUCAACCACCCCUCCAUCUUUUGCAGACGCGUCCACAUCAUACUACGUCUACUACGGCACGGCUGCCAGUGCAGCCAAUUACGGUGGCUACGGUGGCAAUUCAGACAAAAAGGCCUCCGCAGAGUACAUAUACGACGUGCCGGAUGGGUGGAAAGAGCGUCUGGUAUCGAAGGUCGAGAAGGGUACUAACGGCACCGACAGCGAAUUCUACAACCCGAAGAAGAAAUCCGAGAAGGAGUACCUGACGUUUCUCUCCGGCUUCCGGGCACUCGCGCCGAUGGAUGUCGUGCUAAACAACUUGGCGUUGUCGGAUGUGGAUUUGCAAGAUCUCAUCGCCAGUGCCGAGAACGUUCGAUCCGAGGAGAGGAAGGAUGAUAAAGGGCAGGUCUACUAUGUUUACGAGAUUGAUGGGGCAAGUGCCCAUAGUUUGAUCUCUGUAACAUGUGCCAAGAACAAGCUCUAUGCGCAUUUCGUCAAUGCACCAACGCCGGAGUGGAACCGGGAUCAGGAAACAUUGAAGCAUAUCCACGAGUCUUUUAAAACAGUAGGAUCAUAUUAGUAGAUGUUGAUACUUUGAUACCUGACAGAAGGAGAUAUUUCUUGUAUCCUGGAAUAAGAACAGUUUCGUGGUUAUUUUGCUCUUGCUGGUAUUAAUUAAUAUUUUGUGGAAAAUUUUGUUUCUCAAUGGCAUCUUUUGUAAAGGAAACCGUUUUGUAGAGGAAGAAAAGGAAUAAAGGGCUUCAAGCCUUCAACCAUUGUUGAUAAAAACAGCGGUAGUCGGUUGAUCCCUCCGCUCUAUAAUCAGUUGGCGUGAAAAGGCAAUAGAAUAAUCAAAUGGACUUGAAUUUGAUUA
Messenger RNA from Nelumbo nucifera (sacred lotus), 1133 nucleotides. Its product is annotated as thylakoid lumenal protein (Mog1/PsbP/DUF1795-like photosystem II reaction center PsbP family protein). Gene Ontology annotation, biological process: photosynthesis. The record is from RefSeq and is a predicted model, not a curated record. Gene Ontology annotation, molecular function: calcium ion binding. Gene Ontology annotation, cellular component: extrinsic component of membrane; photosystem II oxygen evolving complex; photosystem II. NCBI's taxonomy places the organism in Eukaryota, Viridiplantae, Streptophyta, Magnoliopsida, Proteales, Nelumbonaceae.